UAUACAUAUGCACUUAAUUUUUUAUUAAUAUUAUUUUCAUGUAAUAUAAAAUAAUAAUAAUAAUAUUUCACUUCGUAUGUAUAUAGGUAUAUGAAAAAUCGAUUGAGCUAUGCGCAGUAGACAGAUCUGCUGAUUGGUAACUCUUUCCUGAGGUAGACCGUAUCUAUGGCCAUUAGUAAAAGGUGAUUAGCACAAUACCCAACGUACAAUACUUGUCAGUCAUCUUCUCUUGUUGAGGGCGUGUACUGCAUCGUAUAAGAAAAAAAUUUUAAGUUCCUAUUAGUUAUUAAAAACGUUAAAACGUUCAAGAAAAAGUUACAUUUCUCAAUUUCGAUAGCACCUCAUUCAAUUAUUUUUAUUCAGUAAAGAUGGUUAAAACGGCAAUAAUGAUUUUACAAGAGUUAGGAGUGAAAGAGGGCUUCUUACCAGUUUACACAUUGCUUCGUUCAGAAACUGGUAAGCACAUAAAUAUAUUUACUUAUGAAGUAAAAUAUAAAGAUUUCUCAGCAACUGGACAAGCUUUGAGUAAAAAAGAUGCGAAGCAGAAAGCAGCUCAGAAUAUGUUAACAUUAUUGGAAGACCCAAAUGAUAUUUCCAAGACGAGACCACUAUCAUCAUCAAACGACAUUUAUCCUGAUGCUUCCCCUUCAACAUCAGGACAAGCUUUGCUAGAUUCAACAUUAAUGCAUGAAGACCUUAAAAAUUAUGUUGGAUCUUUGCAAGAAUACUGUGUAGAAAAUAAAUUAACGCAGGCAGAGUAUCAAAUUACUGAUAUAACUGGCCUAGCACACGAACAAGUGUUUACCAUGUCCUGUACAGUAGGGUCAAUAACUGAAGAAGCAACGGGAACUACAAAAAAGCAAGUCAAACAAAGAGUAGCAAAAAAGAUAUUAGAACGUCUCACAAAUACUAAUGAUCCGUCAGUUGCAAACAAAGAUGAAUGCGGAUCUUAUAAUCCUUUUGAAGACUGUGACAAGUUGUCUGACAUAGACAAUGAUGUUCUUGACAAGUUAAGUUUAAAAAUAGAUAAUUGUAAACUAAACGAAACCAAAUCUCAAGCAAAUAAGAAAAAAAAAUAUCUAGAUGCAAAGGUCAAGAGUUACCUAGGACGAAUAUUUCAAAAUGAAGUUAUUGAUUUCGAAAAUUAUCAUUCGUUCUUCAAACAGUACGUUUACAAUACUGUUUGCAAUGGUAGCGAGGAAAAAUUCAUGGAAAUAUUUAAUACUGUCAAGAGCUUUAAGACGAAUUUUACAGAUAUAGAGAAAUGUGACAUCGUAACUUUAACUUCUCUGGAACAGGAGAUUUUAACAUAUAUUCAAGAGAAAAUGAAAUUAUCCAUAGAAAGAAAGAUUAUUGGUUCCAAUGAUCCAUCGCUACAGUUAACUGUUUUUAGAAUAAAUGCUCCUAUACCUAUAACUCAAAUUGGAGCACAUAAAGAUUCUAUGGUUUCAGGAGCAAUAGCUCUAGCUAAUAUUCUUGACACGAUUAUAACAUUCUUGGAGUAAAUGUAAAUGUCCAAUUUCUUACAGUUGUUCUUACAAUUUUACGUUCUGACAUUUACUUUUUGAUAUUAUAAUUUAUAUAUGUCGAUAUCACAAUUUAUACAAUCGUAAUUGUGUUCGCAAUUGUGAUAAUAAUCGUGACAAUAAUCGUGAUCGUGAUCGUAGUCGUAGUCGUAAUCGGGAUCUUAAUCUUAUUCGGAAUCUUAAUCUUAACCUUAAUCUUAAUCGGAAUCGUAGUCGUGAUCGUGAUUGUAGUUGUAGUCGUAGUCGUAAUCCGAUUCUUAAUCUUAAUCUUAAUCGGAAUCAGAAUCGUGGUCGUUAUCGUGAUCGUAGUCGUAGUCGUAGUCUUGAUCGUGAUCGUGUUGUGAUCGUAGUCAUAGUCGUACUAGUAAUCAUGAUUGAUGUCGUAAUCGUUGUUGUAAUUGCAACGUAAUCGUAAUAGUAAUCAAAUGUAAUGGUAACCCUAAAAAAGAUUUUAUACCUUGAGGCUUUACAUAAUCUAUGAAAUUAUAAUCGUAUAAGUAUAUUUUAUAAACUUUUAAAAUCCAUUAAAGUGAAUUUAAGACUUGAAAUAUUUAUUAUAAAAGAAAAUAAAAAAUAAAUGAUCAAUAUAAAAUGUUAGACUGUAAGCGUACAAAUAUAUUUUAUGUCUCGAUAUUUGAUAUAAAAUGUAAAAUUUUAAUCGUAUAAAUAUAUUUUAUUACCUUGACUUUGUUAUAUGUAAACUAAGAAACUGUAAAUGUAUAAAUAUAGUACAAAAUCUUGACGUUUUACAAGAACCGAAAUUGUAACAACAAAAGGCAAAUAAAAAUGGCUGUAAAAGUACUUGUCAUCGUGUUACGUGUAUAAAGAAAAUUCCCUAUUCGAAACAUGUUAUUUUUGGUUUGAAAAGUUAUUAGGCGGGAAUAUAUGAAUUUACCCGUAUUUCAGUCAAUGCUUUUCUUCUAAUUUCUGCAUUAUUCUCUGCAUUAUUAUUUAUUUGUUUAUUAAAAAAUUACUUAUUUAUUACAUUAAAAAAUUAAUUAUUUAUUUUAUUAAAAAGUUAUGAAUGAAAGUUUGAAGAUAUACGUCUUAAUCGCUGCCAAUUUAUUGUCAAUUGAUUUGAAAUAUACAGGAAGGGACGCUAUUCAUGAAAAUCGUUCAAACGCGAUAAUUUCCGCUUUAUUUAUAACCUAUAAAUAAGUGUUAAAGGAAUUGUGAAAUAAUGCUGUUCAGUAUAAGACAACUACACUUGAGAGUGAUUUGUAAUAGAAAAAUUUUGGAUACAUUUAUUGCUAAACCUACAACAAAUCUACAAAGAAAAU
This is a messenger RNA of Vespula vulgaris, 2806 nucleotides long. Its product is annotated as RISC-loading complex subunit tarbp2-like. The transcript is spliced from 2 exons. Bases 369 to 1505 code for a protein of 378 amino acids. The record is from RefSeq and is a predicted model, not a curated record. NCBI's taxonomy places the organism in Eukaryota, Metazoa, Arthropoda, Insecta, Hymenoptera, Vespidae.